AUGGAAAAUAAUGAAUAAGAAGAUUGUAUUUAGUUAAAGAAAAAUGUAAAUUCAUUGGAAAUAUCAUUAGUUUCUUAUUAAGGAACAUGAAUGGAAAAAAGAUAAAGCUCUGUAUGAAUAAAAGAUAUAAUUAUUGGAAUUACAAUUAGAAGAUUACAAAACAAGAGAAAUAAAUUAAAAGAAGCUGAAUGAUACUAUAACUUAGGCAAUAGAUAUAUCUGGUAAAACUUAAGUAUGAUUUCAUCAUUAAAUAUUAAAGCAAAAAAGUUAUUCUGAAUUUCAAAAAUCAAUGGAAGUAUAAUUUUCCAACAAUAAAAAAUAUUAAGAGUGCGUCACCAAAUUAGAAGAGAAAGUAAACCUUAUUUAUAUUGUCUAGCUUAGAUGUUUAAAUGAAUAAUUAAAUGAUAAAGAAAAUUAAUUAAAAGAUCUUGAAAUAUUAUAAUAAAAAUAGCAAAUUAUGAAUGAACACAAAAUCCAAACUUUAGAGCAGGACAAAUAGUACUUGAAUUAGGAAGUUAAUACAUUAAAAGAGCAAUUGUAAAAACUAGAAGAAAACUACAAAUCCAAAGAGUAACUACUAAAAUUACAGUGCGAGUAGGAGAUAUAAAAAAUUAAAGAUGGUUCCUUUAAAGAUAUGUAGGAGAAGCAAUCAGACUAUGAUUAAAGAUAUCAAUAGUUGGCUUAGCUGUAUGAAAAAGAAAAGGAUCAAUUACAGCAAAGGCUAUUAAAAAGUUAAAAUACAAUUAAAAAAUACUAAGAUCAUAUCGAAUCUAACUAAGAGAAUUAGUAAAUGCAAUAAAAAUAUGAAGAAGAAAUAGCUUAAUUAAAAUAGUAGAUUGAGGAAUAACAGAUAUCGUUUUAAUAAGAAAGAAGUGUUUUGAAAAAAUAAUUGGAAGAUCAAAUAAAGUAAAGUUACUAUUUAUAAUAUUAGCACUUAAAAUAAUUGUGAUGCUAAUUCAAAAAAGAAAAGUGUUGAAGUCGUAAAAUUAAGAAAUACUAUGAUUUCUCAAGACAGUCCUAUUUAAUGCAAGAGCAUUCAUAUUCCCUAACCUGAAAGCAAGUCGACAAUAUAGUAACCAAAGAUCUAAACAAACACUUUCAACAAAUCAAAUGAAAAGUAAAAAUAGUAAAUUUUUAAAAAUAACUUGUCUUUUGAAAAAAUUAAGCCUAAUAAUUAAGAUACUAUACCAAUAUCAAUUGAUGAAUAUAAUAAUAAAAUGACCAAAAAAUCGAAAUCUUAGUCCACUAAUUCAUUACAACAAAAUAAUAAUAUAAACCAGUAUUUGUAAGAGGCUUGUAUCUUUUAAGAUGAAAUGGAGAAUGGAGAUGAGUUUAUCAAGCAUAAGAUGUCGCAUUAAUUGACUACAAGAUACAGCAAUGAUUUAGAAUAAAUGAGAUCAUAUUCAUAAUAAGGAAUCACUAAAAACCCUUUAUAAUCAGCAGCUAAUCUUAGUAAAAUGUUAGGAUAACAUGAUUAUUGUAAUUUAAAGUAAGGCACUUAGCUAUCAACUCAAUAGAAGACUCAUAAUAAUACAUCAUUCUCACAUUUUAAAGUGCCUGCAUUUACUUAAAGUUAAUUGAAUAAUUUGAAACACAGCUUAUAUCAAUAACCAUGGACAACUCUAAGGAAUAAUGACUCACAUAGCAAUCAUAUUGAGUCUAUUAAAGCAAGGUAUAAUGGCUAGGAGGAUUCCCUAUAAAAUGAUUCUGUCACUACAAAAAAUGUAAUAUUUUUAAUAGCAGUAGAAUAAAGAGAAUCAAUACCCUCCGAAAAGUGUGCAUAUCAAUAAUGAGAUUAAAUUUUUAAUAGGCAAAUUAUUAUAGGCUAAAGGGAGAUUGCAAUCUGAACUAGAGAACACCUAAAAGUCAUGCCGAUUUAGGACUUGA
Molecule: messenger RNA, 1887 nt
Organism: Paramecium octaurelia
Lineage: Eukaryota; Ciliophora; Oligohymenophorea; Peniculida; Parameciidae
Source: the annotation of a GenBank genome assembly